UAAAGGUUUAUCUAUGGUUAACCUUGCUUUAAUUUUUGAAUGUUGUGAAUUGGAAAAAAAAUACGAAAAUUUGAAAAUAUAUUAAUGAAAUUAAAUUGCAACGAUUCGAGUUUACUUCAGGUAUCUCCCGAAUUUUAAUACGAGGGUAGUAUGUGAUUAUAAUAAAAAGUACUAGUCUUCAAUUCAUCAUUAAGUAUGACCAAAAGGAUAGAAGAUGUAAAAACGGCUCAAAAUGAAUUAGGAGAUCUAGUCAAUACUACAGAAUCACUCACGGUUAUUCCUCAAAUGCAGGAAAUGAGUAACAAACAAGUACCCUUAUUUCCUUUAGCAACAUGCAAUUUUUUACAGAAUGGAAAUAGAAAAAGUGCCUUUCAACCUUAUCGUCAGUCGGCAACUUGCACACCUUUAACUAACUUACAAAGAGGAAAUACACAAGCAGAAACUCCAUCUAUUUUACCAACUGACAUAAAUAUACACACUUUAGCAGGAUGUGGAGAAAUAACUGAAGAAGAUGUGAGUAAUGAGAGAGAUUUGAAUGUUUUAGAUAAAGAUGGUUAUACUCCUUUGCACUGGGCAUCUUCAUUUGGACAGUAUAAUGCAGUACAGUUACUUCUGCAGAAUGGAGCAGAUAUUAAUAAAUUAGGGCCUAAUGAGGAGACUGCAUUACAUAUGGCAGCUAAUGGAGGACAUCAUGAAGUAAUAAGACUUUUGAUCAGUUAUGGCGUCCACGUGAAUCAUGUUGAUCAUAUGUUAAAUACAGCCCUUCUUUAUGCAGCUAAAGGAAAUCACCCACAUUCUUGUAAUGAACUCUUGGUAGGCGGUGCUGAUUUAAGUAUGAGCAAUAUAAACGAUGAGACAGCAUUUACUAUAGCCCUCAAAAAUAAUUGUAAUUUAGCCCAGUCUGUCAUCCAGAAACAUAUUCUUCCAAAGUUCGAUCUUUGAAGACCUCUUGCUCUAUAACCUUUGUUUUUGAAUAAUAAUAGUGAUCUAAUUCACAUUGUCAAAAAUAACAAACAAAUUUUGAUAUAAUAGUAUUUAUUGUUCACUCAUUUUAUUGAAUUAAUAGAAUAACAAUUCAACAACUACAAUUAAUAAUA
Messenger RNA from Harmonia axyridis, 1097 nucleotides. RefSeq names its product ankyrin repeat family A protein 2-like. Gene Ontology annotation, molecular function: protein binding. The transcript is spliced from 3 exons. The coding region runs from base 196 to 942 and encodes 248 amino acids. Lineage: Eukaryota; Metazoa; Arthropoda; Insecta; Coleoptera; Coccinellidae. Gene Ontology annotation, cellular component: nucleus; cytoplasm. The record is from RefSeq and is a predicted model, not a curated record.